AUGUUCCGUACCGCUGUUAAGCCCACCGCUACUCUUGGCCGUGCUCUCCAGGCCCGCACCUUUGCCAACUCGGCUGCGCGCCAGGACAAGGUUCUCGCCGUCCUCUACCAGGGCGGUGAGGCUGCCAAGCGCCAGCCCAAGCUGCUCGGUGCUGUCGAGAACGAGCUCGGUCUCCGUGAGUGGAUCGAGUCCAAGGGCCACACCUUUGUGACCACGACGGACAAGGAGGGCCCCAACUCGACCUUUGCCAAGGAGGUCAAGGAUGCUGACAUUGUCAUCACCACCCCCUUCCACCCCGCCUACAUCACUGCCGAGAUCAUUGACAGCGCCCCCAAGCUGAAGAACUGUGUCACUGCCGGUGUCGGUUCGGACCACGUUGACCUGAACAAGGCCAACGAGCGCAAGAUCAAUGUCUACGAGGUGACUGGCUCGAAUGUCACCUCGGUCGCCGAGCAUGCCGUCAUGACCAUCCUGGUGCUCGUGCGCAACUUUGUCCCCGCCCACAACCAGUACGUCUCGGGUAAGUGGGACGUUGCCGAGAUCGCGCAGAACUCGUACGAUGUCGAGGGCAAGGUCAUUGGUACCCUUGGUAUCGGCCGCAUUGGUCGCCGCAUCCUGCAGCGCCUGAAGCCCUUCGACUGCAAGGAGCUCCUCUACUACGACUACAACAAGCUCGACUCGGAGACCGAGACCCAGAUCGGCUGCCGCCGCAUCGAGGACCUCCACGAGUUUGUGUCGAAGUGUGAUGUGAUCACCAUCAAUGCUCCUCUCCACGAGGGCACCCACGGUCUUUUCAACAAGGAGCUCAUCUCCAAGAUGAAGCCCGGUGCGUGGAUCGUCAACACUGCCCGCGGUGCUAUCACCGUCAAGGAGGACAUUGCUUCCGCCCUUGAGAACGGCCAGCUUAACGGCUACGGUGGUGACGUCUCGUACCCCCAGCCUGCCCCGGCUGACUACCCCUGGCGCUCGAUGCACAACACCUGGAACCCUGCCCUGGGCGGUGGUAACGCCAUGACCCCCCACAUCUCGGGUACCUCGCUGGAUGCCCAGGCCCGCUACGUGGCCGGCACCAAGUCGAUCCUUGACAACAUCUGGUCGGGCCAGCCCCAGCUCAAGAAGGACAUCAUCGUCGAGAACGGUGAGUACGCUACCAAGUCGUACGGCCAGCACAGCAAGUAA
Messenger RNA from Malassezia japonica, 1179 nucleotides. RefSeq names its product formate dehydrogenase. NCBI's taxonomy places the organism in Eukaryota, Fungi, Basidiomycota, Malasseziomycetes, Malasseziales, Malasseziaceae. The record is from RefSeq and is a predicted model, not a curated record. Bases 1 to 1179 code for a protein of 392 amino acids. Gene Ontology annotation, cellular component: cytosol. Gene Ontology annotation, molecular function: oxidoreductase activity, acting on the CH-OH group of donors, NAD or NADP as acceptor; NAD binding; formate dehydrogenase (NAD+) activity. The transcript has a single exon.